Messenger RNA from Puntigrus tetrazona (Sumatra barb), 1503 nucleotides. RefSeq names its product deleted in lymphocytic leukemia 7 (gene dleu7). Bases 113 to 754 code for a protein of 213 amino acids. The record is from RefSeq and is a predicted model, not a curated record. The transcript is spliced from 2 exons. NCBI's taxonomy places the organism in Eukaryota, Metazoa, Chordata, Actinopteri, Cypriniformes, Cyprinidae.
GCCUUUUCUGGGCGUCUUGAUACAGGCAGGACUAUCGGGUCACAUUUGCAUGUGUAAGCAAGCGCUCAUCCACUCCAAACACAAACAAUGAGGAAGUCGUUGGAGAAACAGUAUGCCGCAGCAAAAACAUUUAAAGCCGGUCAUUUGUCACGCUGUUUCGACCAGAGCCUCUCUCUCUCUCUCUCUCUCUCUCUCUCUCUCUCUCUCUCUCUCUCUCUCGCUCUCCCUCUCUCUCGCUCUCUCUCUCCCAACAGUGACCAAGGCUGCCGAUCAGGCGGCAGACAUGGGGCUCUGCUCAUUAACGCAUCAAAUCGAUGCCUUAAACAUCCUCAACGACCUGCGAGCUCACGCGACGACCGGCACCAGAGACGGCGAGGGUCGUCGCCCAGGUGAUUCGAUGAAGGAGCCCCGCAGACCGAAGACCAUCGCGGAGAGAGCGCGAGAGAGCUGCCUCGCGCGCCUGCUCGACAUCCUCGCGCGACUCAUAUCCAUAGAGGAAGAUUUUAUAAAAGACGUCGCGUACGAAAGGAGUUUGCUUAAGCAUAAGGACAGCGUUGACCUAAAGAACAUAUGCUUGAGGAUGGCUAUCGCAGAAGGCGGUUCUCGCUCGGACAGAGACAUGAGGGAACUUCGGGACUGUCUCCGACUUAUUGUGGGUAACCUGCUGGCGUACGCGCGAGAGGAAAACAACCUCUCGUCCACCGAGACCACUCACAGACUCAGGGAGCUUUCCAGCUCCUUCCCAGAAAUCUGAAGACCCGGUAUCACCGCGUGUAUUCUAAGGAACUACCUCAGGAGCAGAUAUGAUUUGAGACGCUACCUUUUUUUUUUUUUUUUUUCUCAGGAAAUCCGCAAGCCACGAGCUAUCUGUGAAUCAUCUGUCGUUUUUUGAUAAGUAUGGUGACGCUUCAGAAUUCCAACGGAAGGCGUUGACGUGAGUGUUUUGACCUGAAAGCUGCGCAUAGAGAUGGUUUCAUAUUUAAUGCUCAAGCCUAAGAACGACAUUCUCUCGUACCAGUCACGCCUCAGGAUGGGCUGGUGUGGCCGUCUUUGUCACCUGCUAGAAAAGAAAGUUAAGGAGCAAGUUGGGUGGGGGAGGAGGGUGUGUUGGAAAAUAUGCAUUUGUUUAUGUGUAUUCCAUCAUUACGACACCGCGGUUUAACUACGUUCCAAAUGGAAUCAUUAUCAGUGUUACAACGAAACACUAUUAGUUCUAAAUAAGCGAUUAUGAGUUCAAGGCUUGACUCUUUUAUUGCUCGUUUGAGCAGCACUGGAAAUGAAUCUAUGCUUUUGCUCUGUUUUGCGAAUGAUGCUAUAGCAUUUGUAGAGUCUUGUCACUAGAUGGCGCGCAAAACCAGCUUUUUAACGUAUGUAAACAUUGUCUGCUCCACUCUGUGAAGAUGAUCAUAAUAAUAAGUAUAAUGUGAAUGAACAGUCCCAAAUACUACUGAAAAAUGAUGUUUAAAUGCAUGAACGUGAACACAUUAAAAAAACAAUAAUCAA